This is a messenger RNA of Kwoniella shivajii, 1470 nucleotides long. RefSeq lists its product as uncharacterized. Gene Ontology annotation, cellular component: P-body. Lineage: Eukaryota; Fungi; Basidiomycota; Tremellomycetes; Tremellales; Cryptococcaceae. The record is from RefSeq and is a predicted model, not a curated record. Gene Ontology annotation, molecular function: mRNA binding; enzyme activator activity. Bases 1 to 1470 code for a protein of 489 amino acids. Gene Ontology annotation, biological process: deadenylation-dependent decapping of nuclear-transcribed mRNA; positive regulation of catalytic activity; deadenylation-independent decapping of nuclear-transcribed mRNA. The transcript has 6 exons.
AUGUCAAUUUCAGUGACAUCACCUAUGAGUGAUGAAGAGCAGAAGCUACUGGAUUAUAGAAACGCAACGAACUUCAGGUCUGUCAAAAGAGCUGAUCCAUCAGUGGCGCAGAUAUUGGACACAAGUGUAUAUUCAGUGAUAUACAAUUAUGACGAAGGAAGUGGGAAAUGGGAAAAACAGAAGCAGGAAGGACCCUUAUUUGUUGUUAACAGAGACAAGUCCCCCGAAUGGUCACUGUAUAUGUUAAAUAGACAAGGCCUGAAGAAUCCCGCUAUACCUCUGAUACCUGGAGAAAUGAAAUUGACAAUCGUUGAUCGAGCAAUGUUACAGGUGGCCAGAAGAGGUGAUAAACAACGAAUAGGAAUUUGGUUCUCGGAGGGUCCAGAAGCUGUAGAUCGAUUUCGAACGACUGUCUUAGGGAUAUGCGGAGAGCCUUCAAAACGACCUGAUUUGCCAAAUGUCCUUUCCUCACCAGAUAAUUCGGCUGCUCUACCUACACCUGUAAAUGAAGAUGGUUUAUCGAGGUUAUUCGCUGGACUGAUCAAGUCUCCUCCCAUUCAAUCUCCCCCUGUUAGACAAGCUGUACCUACCCCUCCAACGAAUACAACGACGAUAACGACUGCUACGACUUCAGCCACAUCGAAUGAGCCCAUCUUAUCUGCCAAUGUAGCUCCUCAACUACCCGCAGCUGUAUCUAUACCGACUCAAGUGAACAGUCACACUCAGGCACAGCUACCUAUCUCGCCUCCUCCUCCACCUCCAAUGCAUUCACCUCCUGGCCAAACCGCUGAUGAUCUACUAAUGAGUAUAUUGGGUUUUGCUCCUCCUCCCACCCCGCCACAACACCCACAAGAACACCAACAGCUGCCACAGCAGCAGCAACAAAUACAUCAGCACCAAGUCAGCCCCGCAGUGCCAGUACAAUCACCUCAUCCUAUGCAAAACAUCCCUCCUGCACCUUAUCCACCUGCUCCUGAAAUACAUCAAUUCCCCGUACAUCAAUUCCCUCCGCAAUUUCAACAGCAGCAAUAUCCACCUCAAAUACAUCAUCGACCAACACCACCUCCCACCCAACAAUUCUCUCCUUCAGUCCAAGCUCAACAACCACGUUAUCACAGGAUUGGAGAUGCAUCAUUCGCUCAAACCGUCGCUUUACCAUCUCCCCAUCAGUCUUCGGUGAUACCUUCCCCUGCUAUAUCGUCCAUUACCCCAGGUACAAGAACUCCAAAUGGUUACAAAAUCAAUAUAGAAUCCAGAAAUAUCAUGUCAGAAGCAGUCGUUGACGGCGUAGAAAACAGAGAACGAGACGAAGGAUUAACAAUCGCUGGUAUAGGAUUAGGAAAAGAAAACAGAAAAAUGGAAUUCAGGAGAAGAUUAACGGAUUUGAUCUUGACCGAUGAGAGAUUCGUGGAUGAAUUGUGGGAAGCUUAUUUGAACAGAAUGAGUAGGGUCGCUCAAGGUGGAGGAUGA